Pteropus alecto (black flying fox) is the source of this 1565-nucleotide messenger RNA. It is a transcript of the gene IGFBPL1, whose product is annotated as insulin like growth factor binding protein like 1. Gene Ontology annotation, molecular function: insulin-like growth factor binding. Gene Ontology annotation, cellular component: extracellular region. Gene Ontology annotation, biological process: regulation of cell growth; regulation of signal transduction. The record is from RefSeq and is a predicted model, not a curated record. NCBI's taxonomy places the organism in Eukaryota, Metazoa, Chordata, Mammalia, Chiroptera, Pteropodidae.
CGCUGUGGCCCCGGGCUGGUGUGCGCGAGCCGCGCCUCUGAGGCAGCGCCCGAAGGCACCGGGCUGUGCGUGUGUGCGCAGCGCGGCGCCGUCUGCGGCAAACGCUCCUACCCCAGUGUCUGCGCCCUGCGCCUGCGCGCCCGGUACUCGCCCCGCGCGCACCUAGGCCACCUGCACAAGGCACGCGACGGCCCCUGUGAAUUUGCUCCUGUGGUCGUCAUUCCACCCCGGGGUGUUCACAACAUCACCGGGGCACAGGUGUACCUGUCCUGUGAGGUGAGGGCUGUGCCUCCCCCAGUCAUCACGUGGAAGAAGGUCACACGGUCCCCCGAGGGCACCCAGGUGCUGGAGGAUCUGCCUGGGGACCACAUCAACAUAGCUGUCCAGGUGCGAGGGGGCCCUUCUGACCAUGAGGCCACAGCCUGGAUUUUGAUCAGCCCUCUGAGAAAGGACGACGAGGGAGUAUACCAGUGCCAUUCGGCCAACGCGGUCGGGGAGGCCUUGUCCUAUGGCACGGUGACAGUUAUCGAUCUGAGUACACCCACCUUUCCAGCUGCAGAUGACCGCAUGUGACGGAGUCUUAAAAACAUUGAUCACAGGAUGACAGAAAAGUCAAGCCUUGGAUCAUUUUGCUUUGUGAAGAAUUGGGACAACUGUGUUUGUAGGUUAACCCUUUUGUAUGUUUUUAAAAAUUAGAUGCAAACUAGAUUCAUACACAGAUGUAGUUUUUAGCAGGGAAAACACUGGGAAAACAGACUGCAUGUAGCUUUUUUAUACUUUUGAAAUGAAUCGCUCUGUGAGAAUUUUUUUUAACUACUCUCUCCCAGGGAAGAUCACUUUGUGACAUAAUCGUAAUUCUAAAGGGCUGAACGAGGCAUGUGUCAGCUCUGACUCUUACCUCAUUUGUCUGUGUGUUAUAGGAGGAUGGGGCGGAGGCGGGGGGAGGCCGGGGUUCCCUCUGCCUGACUUCUAACUUGCUAUGUGACCUAGACAGGUCCUUCCCUUCACUGGGCCUAGGUCUCUUCACCUGUGAAUAUGACAUUUGGACUGGAUGUUACCCAUGUCCCUUUGAGCCCUGCCAUACUAGAGUAAGAUGGCUCUAUGGAAAAAAUACAGGAAAUGUGGUCUUAGCAUUCUUUUUAAAGUAGCCAUUUCCUCCAAAAUAAAUGCCACUGCUUCAUACUAGGGUGUGAACAGCUGGCAAUAGCUCUUCUAUUCCUGCCAUUUUCCCAUUUUAAAAAGAUUUAAUCCUAAAUGGGACACUUUACCAGACUCAGAAGUACCCUUGGCUGGGCAUUUGGGGACCAAGAUAUCCACUUGUUAACAAGCCCAGCAUUCACUAACCAGAUGGGCAGUGGAGACCUGGCUUCUGGACACCAAAUUGUAAAAACAGGGUCAGAUGCUCUCUCUGGGCUGUGUAAUUAGAGUGUAGUAGAAUAUGUUUUACUUAGAGGUGUUUUGACUUCACCCAGGAAUAAGGCAGGCUGUCUUUCUUUCUCUCUCUUUCUUUCUCUUUCUUUCUUUCUUUCUUUCUUUCUUUCUUUCUUUCUUUCUUUCUUUCUUUC